This is a messenger RNA of Fulvia fulva, 300 nucleotides long. RefSeq lists its product as uncharacterized. The transcript has a single exon. Lineage: Eukaryota; Fungi; Ascomycota; Dothideomycetes; Mycosphaerellales; Mycosphaerellaceae. The coding region runs from base 1 to 300 and encodes 99 amino acids. The record is from RefSeq and is a predicted model, not a curated record.
AUGGGUCUCAUCAAAUCAGGUAUGAAGUACGGCUCACUCGCCUACAUCGCCAAUCAAGCUGGCAAAGCAAUCGGUGGCUACAGCCAGAGUCACCAACAACAGCAGCCACAGCAGGCCGGACGACCAGCAUUAUACGCCCGACAUGGCCAGUUCCGUGAUGCCAGUGGAUACUUGCACCAGUCUUGGUGUAAUGGACGGUGCGGCCAGCGUUGCAUGGAUGCAGCCAACAAUUCUGGAUCGUGGUCAGGUGCGGCCGAUGGGUAUAAUGGUGGAUAUCAGCAGGGACCUGCUUCGCAGUAG